UUGUCGGUGCCUGAGUAAUUAAUGGCGGCUUGCAGACGUUAUAAUGUUAGAAUCUGCGGAGCCUGAGUUGCCAUUGUCCUUAAAGCAAGAUGGCGGUCCCUACAAAACAGUAUGGGUUGAUCUUGCCCCAAAAAAAGGGAGUAUCAAAGAUCCUUGGCUUGCCGAAACCUUCAGUGUUUGGUGAUGACUCGGAUGAAGAGACCUCAGUUGGGGAAAGUUUGCAGAGGGAAGCUAUUAAGAAGAAGACGAUGAAGCAAACUCGUUUGGAGAUGCAGAAGGCCCUGGAACAGGACAGCACGGUUUAUGACUAUGACGGUGUUUAUGAUGACAUUCAAAAACAGAGGCUAGAGAAUCACAAAAAAAUUCUCGGAGGAGCUGAUAAGAAGCCAAAAUAUAUCCACCAGCUGAUGAAAGCGGUAGAUGAGCGAAAAAAAGAACAAGAACGAAGGGAGGAGAGGAAGAUUCAAAAGGAAAGGGAGGCAGAGGGGGAAAAGUUUGCAGACAAAGACGCUUAUGUUACCUCUGCUUAUAAGAAGAAACUACUGGAGCGACAGGAGGAGCUGGAAAGAGAAAAGAGAGAAGCAGAGAUCGAAGCUGCUUUGGAUGUGAAAAAGCAGAGGGACCUGAGUGGUUUCUACCGUCACCUGUUGAACCAGACAGUCGGAGAAGAGGCGAUUCCAGAUCGUUCAGCAGAACGAAGUGAAGCUUCAAAUGUUUCAAAAGACACAGAGAGGACUUCACCAGGCCCCUCAGCAAUGUCCCAUGAGAAUCUUCCUAGUUCGGGCAGUGAGGAUGAGGAGGGGGAGGCCCUGGAGCAGAAACCUGGAUUCAGCAAGCCCAGCGGAGGCUCCGCACACCUGAAGCGUCAGUACAGACAGAGAUCGCCGUCAUCGGGGAGUGAAGAAGAAAGAGAAAAAGACAAACAUAAGAAGAGCCACCGAGACCAUGAGAGGGAUAGAGACAGACAUAGGGGAAGAGAAAAGGACAGCAGACGGAGCGACAAGGACAGAAGGAAAGACAGAGAUAGGGAUCGUGGAAGAGACUAUGAGCACAGCAGAGGCAUGGGGGAGACAGACAGGCACAGCAAGAGGGAGAGAAGCCCCAAGGAAAGAGAGCGGGAUAAGAACGGGGACAGAGAGAAGAGGAGGCAUUCAGAGGAAGACAAGCGGAGGGAGAAAAAGCAGCAGCAGGAGGAGGAGAAGGAGCAUAAUAAGAACCCUGAGAGAGAGAAUACAUCAGAAACAGAGGAAAACAAUUCUGAAGAUAAAAAUGAAAAUACUAUGGAAAAAGCCGAUGAAUCAAAAAUUGAGGGUGAGAAAAAAGAGACAGAAGAGGAGAAGUGUAGCAAGUUUGCAAAGCGCAGUACAGAUCAGACUGUGACUUCAGCUCGGGAGAGGUACAUGGCCAGGCAGAUGGCUCGCUCCACAAGUAAGAGCUAUAUUGAGAAGGAAGAGGACUGAGAUUUUCUGCACAAAAAGAUAAAAAUGUUUGAAUCAUUAAACACAGAGAAAAACUGGAGUUUUCUGUCAUCAGUACCUCUAUAUUAUACUUUUCUACAAGAUUUAUCUGAAAUAAAACCCAUCAAAGAAUGGAUUAUAGUUGAAAUAAACAAGGAAGACCAGUUUUCUUCUUUGUUGCAGGCUGUCCUGAUGUACACUUAGAUUAGUCAGUUGUAUUGUGUUAACAACUAAAAAGGCAUCACACAUUGUCCAAAUUUGCCCAGUGCUUCAGCACUGAGGCUGAUUUCUUAAUAUUUUCAGAUUUCUAACAUUUGUGGUUUAAAGCUCUAGACCACUUCCUGUAUUUAUGCGUUGGGGAACCUAAAGUUGUAAAUCAGUAUCUUUGUUUAGACCUUAUUGUAUGAAUAUCUUUAUAAAUGCUGUGGUUUAAAGGCUCUUUCUGUAGAGUAAGGGACAUUUAAUAGCUUAAAAUGCCUGUAAGUUCUGCAACACAAUUUUCAUUAAAGCAUUGUUGGAUUUUCUUUUU
Molecule: messenger RNA, 1986 nt
Organism: Oryzias latipes (Japanese medaka)
Lineage: Eukaryota; Metazoa; Chordata; Actinopteri; Beloniformes; Adrianichthyidae
Gene: nsrp1
Product: nuclear speckle splicing regulatory protein 1
Biological process (GO): regulation of alternative mRNA splicing, via spliceosome
Source: RefSeq, a predicted model, not a curated record